Messenger RNA from Cylicostephanus goldi, 666 nucleotides. Lineage: Eukaryota; Metazoa; Nematoda; Chromadorea; Rhabditida; Strongylidae. The record is from the annotation of a GenBank genome assembly.
AUGUCAAUGUUCUUGCAUUCCCUUCCUUACGGUGUAAACCUGCCUGGGACCAGUGUGGAUCUACCUGCUGUCACUGAGAAAGACAAGGCUGAUCUCUUGUUCGGUGUGAAGCAAAAUGUGGACAUCAUUUUCGCUUCCUUCAUACGAAGUGCCCAAGGAAUUCAUGAAAUUAGACAGAUUCUUGGAGAGGAAGGCAAACAUAUCAAAAUCAUUGCCAAGAUUGAAAACGAAGAAGCUGUAAGGAAUGCAGAUGAAAUCGUAGAAGCAGCCGAUGGGAUAAUGGUGGCUAGGGGCGAUCUUGGCAUCGAAAUUGCACCAGAGAAGGUCUUCCUAGCUCAAAAAAUGCUCACCGCGAAGUGUAAUUUAGCAGGGAAACCGGUUAUCUGUGCUACACAGAUGCUUGAGAGCAUGAUUACGAAGCCGAGACCGACGAGAGCAGAAUGCAGUGAUGUAGCAAAUGCUGUAUUAGAUGGCGCGGACUGUAUCUGCAAAGAAGCUGAAAGUGCUUUCUAUUAUGAAAGAUACUACGAAGAGAUUAUGUUCAACACUCCGAAGCCAACUGAUAUUACUCACACGACUGCUAUUGGAGCCGUUUCAGCAGCAAUCUCAUGUAAAGCCAGUGCGAUAGUGUUGGUCACAACAUCUGGAAAGUCAGUUCGUAUAUAG